AGCGAAGUCGUAACAUUUUAGACAUCAAGCGUGAAGAGAGCUCGUCUCGUGCAUAUUAAGCUACUAAGUGGAAGCAAUUCAUUUUUUUCGAGGCUCACUUUCUUUCCUUCUUACGCCCGCGUAGCCGGCAAUAUCACUCCACAUUUAGCGACGUUUUCAGCCAAGCAAAAAUGAAGAAAGAGCAGGCAAAAUCCCGGAAGCUGGAAGAGGAGGAGGCUCUGGUGGAUGGCGAGCUUUCCGUGGGCGAGGAAGACGAUCUGAAUGAAGAGGUCGAGGACGUAGAUACCAGCGACUUCGAAGAUCUUGAGGAGGAAGAGGACCAAGGCUCUGACAGCGAAGAAGAAGAGGAUGAAGAUUCAAAAGAUAAUUCUGCAGCGGAAAUUAUCCUGAGUAAAAACGUACCCACGCCAGAGUUGUAAUGCAAAUCUGCAUGCUGAAAAUGUUUCUCAUGCGGAGCCCCAUGAGAAGCAUUUUCUAGCCGUGUUUUGCAAUUUGUCAUGCUCCAACCAGCAUGGUAUGCUAGAUCUGUGAUGCUGCUGAGCUAGCUCAAACAGCACUACACUACGAAUCCAAAUUUGUCAUGCAAAACAGCCAAAACUUGUGGAUUUGUCUAGCCGAUUUCCCAUCUUGACUAUGGUGUGGGUACGUUUUUACUCAGGAUAGAAAUAAGUAGUGAAAAUCAACAUGCCGACGACCAGGGCGGACGCGAAGAGGAAAGGCCAGCGGGCGACGCCAAGGCAGGAGGGGUACUAUCAGUAGUAAAAGAAGAAAAGCAGGAGCGUCAGGGAGCUGCGACCAGGCAGGGUACGACCUCCAGCAGCAGUUCCAGCGGAGGUGGAGUAAAAAAAGCGACAGGAAGUAAAAACCUCCCCGGAGAAGUUGUAGACGCUGAUCUUACAAAUAAAACGUCUUCCCUCGUCGCAUCAAAAGCAGCAGCUUCGACGAAACAGAAGGGAAAAAAGACGGCAGCAUCAAAAGAUGCGGACAACUACACAACGGCAGCUUCAGAGGGAGGCCCGGAUGAGGAAAACCAGUCUGACGAGGAUGAAAACUCGAGCAUUCCGUCCGACGAGGAUACGGACAAUUUGGAAUACGGGACCGACUCCGACGAUUCCGACGACGAGGCGGAGAAAAACCGCAUUGGCGACGUUCCUUUAUCGUGGUACGAGAACGAAGACCAUAUUGGGUACGGGCUGGACGGCGAGAAGAUUGGGAAGUCCGUGCAAAAAUCCGAGAUCGACCAGUUGCUGAACAAAUUUGACAAUCCGGACGCCUGGCGUACCAUCACGGAUGUGAAAAACCAGGAGGAAAUCCGGCUCACCGACAAGGAUCUGGAAGCCAUCCGCAGAAUCAUGCAGCACAAGUACUUCUACUUGUGAAUUGUGGUCGUCAAAAUUUCGUUUUUUUGGUUGACAUCAAGGUCUUCGCUAUCGUCCUACUUUUUUGAUCAUUCCCAUCGUCUUUUCGUACUGUCAAACUCUUUCGGGGAAAGAUUGAUUUUUCUGCAGUUAGAAGAAAAAACAAAUCACCUCCACACAGGGCUCCCUAUGCUACUACCGACAUGGAGAGUAUGGUAGAAUACGACAACCCCGCAGAGGCGAUUCACCCAACCACCAAUCGGCCGGAGGGCAAGGCGCGGUUCCUGCCGUCAAAGUGGGAGGGCAUGAAAAUCAAGAAGAUCGUCAGACUGAUGAGGGAAGGUAUCAGCUCGUCAUCUCAUUUCUAUAUCUACUUUAUGAAGUUUCAAGAACUUGCUUCAUCUCUAUGCGAUUUGGCUUCAUAGUACAAACUUGCUGCAGUCCGAGACAAAAAGAUUCGCAAUCCGUUCCCCAGGUAAAAUUGGCGCACCCCCUCCACCGAAGCCCGACGUUUUCGAUAUCUGGCGUGAUGACCUGCCCGAGAGAAGAAAGCCUCCCACCGCCUUAGUGGCCCCGAAACUGCCGUAUUUAAUUUCUUUUCACGACAUUUCAAUUUCUCAUGCAGGAUCAUCGGCAUUAUUACAAAGCCUUCUCAAAACAAAAACUUCAAUUUGUGAUGCUACAGCCAGCAUUUUAGACAUUCUGUGCGAUGCGAUAAUAUAAGGACAAUAAAUACGAAAACAGGCUGCCCACGCACGCGGAGAGUUUUAAUCCUCCGGAGGAGUAUCUGAUGACGGAACAGGAGCAAAAAGAAUGGGAAGACCUGGACGAGUCGGAGCGACCCAACAACUUCAUUCCACAGAAAUACGGCCAGUUGCGCAAAGUCCCGGCUUACAAGGUACUUACUGAUCAUGUUGUGAUUUUUGCGUACUACUAGCUACGUAGAUUUCGUUUUGUUGUGCAUUUGCGUAUGACAUGAAGUUCUUUUGUGCGACAAGGACCAGUUGUCAUGUUGAGUUUCAUGAUCACUGGGAACAACUACAAGGCGCUUUUUUUACUCCUCAAAAAACCACGACGUAGAAUAAAUUCACUUUCCAGAAGGUUCAAGUAAUACUUUCUUCGAUUCUUUUCUCUACUCCCAAUCGAAAACAACAGAACUUCAUCGUGGAGCGGUUCCACCGGUGUCUGGACCUCUACCUGGUGCCCCGCGCGCUGAAGAAGCGGAUGAACGUGGCCAAGGAGUCUCUGCUUCCCCAGCUCCCCAGUCCCGCGGACCUGCGGCCCUUCCCGCGCGAAAUCUCGGUCCGGUACGACGCGCACCGAAAGCCGAUCCGGUCCAUAUCCGUAGAUAACUUGGGCCACUACGUGGCGACGGCGGCCGACGACGGGUACUGUUUUGUUUAUGAAGUGGCGACCGGACGGGUCGUCCGCAGAUUGAAACUGGGGUUGUACUGCCAGGCCUGCUGCUUCCACCCGAAGGACCCGAACCUGCUCGCAAUCGCGUCCGAGUCGGAUUUGUACUUUGUGAACUUGGACCUGCACAAGGCGUGGACGGAGAUCACCGAGAAGACGCUGGGCCUCCCGGAAACAGGUGCGGAGGAGGAUUUUGGGAAGGGUGUAGAGCAGGAGGAUGACAUCGAGGAUCUUGUGGAGAAGGACGAAGUAGCACAACUGGAAGCAGAAAUAAACAAUGCCGCAAAUAAUGAGGACGAAGAGGAGCCGACGCGCAUGAAAAAAUCUCUGCUCAAGCAGGUAGUGUGGAAACGGGUGGUGAGCGGUGGUGGACUAAAACAAGGCUCCUCGGCUUCUAGUAGCAGCAGCAGUUUGAUGAACAAAAAUUCGAGCAGCCCUACUGCUGGAUCAGCAGAACUACUACAAAACGCCGCUUCAUCCGACGAAUCUGGAAAAACUACGCAACAAUUUUCUGAAACGCGUUCUUCAAUUUUGCACAAGCGGGGCGUGCGCAUCCACAUCGAGCACGACGGGUGCAUCAAGCAGCUGCAGUGGCACCGGUCCGGCAAUUACCUGUCGGUGACUUCCGUGAACUGCAGCUCCAAGGCAAACCAGUGUCUGAUCCACUCCCUGCCGCAGAAGACCACGGUGAAGCCCUUCGGCAAGAUGAAGUCCGGGAGCGGCGUCAGCAUCCAACAGGCGGUGUUCCACCCAACGAAGCCGCUUUUCUUCGUGGCCACGCAAAGGUCGGUCCGGAUGUUUCAUUUGCAGAAGCACCAGCUGGUGAAGCAACUCAUCACGGGCGCGCGGUGGGUGUCCUCCCUGUCCGUGCACCCCAACGGCGACCACGUCAUCGUGGGCACGCUGGACCGCCGGUUGCUCUGGUUCGAUUUGGAUCUGGGUACAAAGCCCUACAAAACGUUGAAGUACCACGACAAGGGGUUAAGGCAGGUGGCGUUCUACCAGAAAGUGCUGCCCCACUACGCGGACGGGAAUGCCGCGCGACGCGCAAGGGAGGCGGACGAGGACGCUGGGGCUGAUGUUGGUAGCGAUGAGGAAACGAAGCGGUCAAAUCUCAAACCGGCACCGGUCUCCCACUUUCCGCUGAUGUGCACCGCAUCUGACGACGGCAGCGUGCACGUGUUCCACGCGCGGGUAUACAACGACUUCGUCACCAACCCGUUGAUCGUUCCCGUCAAGAAGCUGCAGGGCCACACCAAGGGGGUGAUGGACUGCGUGUGGCACCCCACGCACCCCUGGGUCUUCACGGCCGGGGCGGAUGGACAGGCUUUUCUCUGGGUGUAGAUUUGCUUAGUUAACAGUAACCACGUGAGUUGUGCUUUGUGAAGGUCGUUGUGCCCACGACGUGGUCCUGUGCUGGGUAGUAGUUCUGGACACAUUCAUCGGUCUUCGCAAGGCUCUGACAGCAACACCGAACAUGUAUUAAGUGUACCGACGCUUUGGAACUACAUGACUCUUGUGAGAAAACAAAAUCACGGUCUGGACAAUCGGAAUGCUGGCGAACGGGACAUCAACCUUUGAAACGCCACGCAAUUCUGAGUGUCGCAUGCCGGUGUGAUGAAAAUGCCG
Messenger RNA from Amoebophrya sp. A120, 4400 nucleotides. The record is from the annotation of a GenBank genome assembly. NCBI's taxonomy places the organism in Eukaryota, Dinophyceae, Syndiniales, Amoebophryaceae.